AUGGCUGUCGUAGCGACCAAUCCCAAGUGUAAAGUCCAAUGCUUAAACUUGCCGGUUCCAAAGAAACGCAGAUUCUCCUCUAUCAAAAACCCACUUUCCAAUCCUACAAUGUCGACACGCUCUGCCUUUCUGUUUCACGUCCGAUUUAUUCGAUUCAGAUCAUUGGCUUCUUCCUCCGUUUUAAAAAGGAAGAAAAAACAUAGAGAUCCCCGUCUUAUUGACCAAGAGGAGACAAAAGUAGAUGAUGUGAAGACCAUUCAAGUUUCUACUAAACGUUUUUUGCCGCUCAACGAGGAGGAAAAAGUUCAAGUCGAACAUGCCUUUUCUGUGAUAAAUAGAAAGAAGGUCUUGGUUUCGCAUGAAAACUCCAACCUUGAUAUUAAUGGAAAAACUUUACAAUGCCUAAUGCCGACUGCGUGGCUUAAUGAUGAGAUCGUCAAUCUCUAUCUUGAAUUGCUGAAAGAGAGAGAAGCUAGAGAUCCCAUAAAGUACCUCAAAUGUCAUUUCUUCAACUCCUUCUUUUACACUAAGCUACUAGGCUGUUCUGGUUCUAAUUACGAUUAUCAAGUCGUAAGGAGAUGGACUACCAAGAAAAAGCUGGGAUAUGAUCUUAUUGACUGUCACAUAAUAUGUGUUCCAAUCCACAAAGGUACACAUUGGACCCUUGCAGUGAUUAACAUCAAGGAACGCAAGUUCAUGUAUCUUGAUUCACUAGCUAAGGCUAUUCCUACAAAAAUUUUGAAUGCUCUGGUAUAA
Arabis nemorensis is the source of this 756-nucleotide messenger RNA. NCBI's taxonomy places the organism in Eukaryota, Viridiplantae, Streptophyta, Magnoliopsida, Brassicales, Brassicaceae. The record is from the annotation of a GenBank genome assembly.